AGCCUCCGGCCCAACCUUCCCCGCGCCGGGUGCUGAGGCGCCGCGCGGCCCGCGUAGCCGACAGUCCUCCGGGAAGGCGAGGCCGAGCGCGGCGGCCAUGGAGGCGGCGGCGCGGAGGCGGCAGGUGCCGGGAGCGGCGGGCGGCCCGGGCGCCGCGUUCCUGCAGGCCAGGCACAGCUCCGUGAAGGCUGAGGAGACAGACCGCACGGCUCCCUUCCACUUUGAUCUCUGGUUCUACUUCACACUGCAGAACUGGGUUCUGGACUUCGGCCGCCCCAUAGCCAUGCUGGUGUUCCCGCUCCAGUGGUUUCCUCUCAACAAGCCCAGUGUUGGGGACUACUUCCACAUGGCCUACAACGUCAUCACGCCCUUCCUUCUGCUCAAGCUCGUCGAGCGUUCUCCCCGCACGCUGCCACGGUCUAUAAUCUACGUCAGUAUCAUCACCUUCAUCAUGGGAGCCAGCAUCCACCUGGUGGGCGACUCAGUCAACCACCGCUUGCUCUUCAGUGGGUACCAGCACCACCUGUCCGUCAGAGAGAACCCCAUCAUCAAGAACCUCAAGCCAGAGACUCUGAUCGACUCCUUUGAGCUGCUGUACUAUUAUGACGAGUACCUGGGCCACUGCAUGUGGUACAUUCCCUUCUUCCUCAUCCUCUUCAUGUACUUCAGCGGCUGUUUCACCACCUCUGGGGCUGAGAGCCACAUGCCGGGGCCUGCCCUGCUCCUGGUGGUGCCCAGUGCACUCUACUACUGGUACCUGGUCACCGAGGGCCAGAUCUUCAUCCUCUUCAUCUUCACCUUUUUUGCCAUGCUGGCUCUCGUCUUGCACCAGAAGCGCAGGCACCUCUUCCUGGACAGCAACGGCCUUUUUCUCUUCUCUUCUUUCGCCCUCACCCUCUUGCUGGUGGCCCUGUGGGUUGCUUGGCUGUGGAAUGACCCUGUACUCAGAAAGAAGUACCCUGGUGUCAUCUACGUCCCUGAGCCCUGGGCCUUCUACACUCUCCACGUCAGCAGUCAGCACUGAGGCUUACUGUGGGUACCAGACCACCACCGUGACGUGGGCCACCACAGUGCCACGCUGUGCACUGUGCACGCGGAUUGGCAGGAUACACCGUUGAGGGACUGGUUCUGGUCAGGGGGUUUAGGCUUGUUUGCUUGCUUGUACUUAGAUGGCGUUCACCGUGAAGCGGCCUGCCCCUGGGCCCUAGGUUUCUAGGUCACAUCUUCUUUUGUGCUUUGAACAGAGCAAAUCCAUCUCUGGGCUUUACCUGUUCUAGGGGGCUCAGUGGUCCCCACGUGGCUCUAUGGACUUGGGGUUAUGGAUCCCUUUGGGGGCAGCCUCAGCAAGGAGAGAGGUUCUGUCUGUUGCUGUGUCCCACCCUAAGCCUCGGAGAGUCUGAUCCUCGCAGUCUGUCCAACCUCCCAUGCCGCUCACAUGCUGUUUAGAACCCAGGCUCCAGGUCACUAUCAGCUAAGCUCUUGAAGCUGCCAUGUAGCUUUUGAGCUACAUGGAAGGCAGAGCUCUCAAGUCCUUGUUUUAGGAUUUCCUGAAACCGUUGUAAGGGUCUAGGACAUUACAAGUCUGUCUCACAAGACAGCGCAUCUCAACCUGAACCUCUUACCACCUGCCUGGUGCCUUGGUUCCCAGCAUGGUGGCUCCUGCCUCUCCCCGGCCCACCUCCUCCCGGGCCUCAGACACAGGUCUCCUUGGCACAAGGCUCCACCACCUCCUUUUGCAGCCAGCACUGGCCUGUGCUGUGAGUCUUGGGGACACUCUGUGCAUGGCCCUGCCUCUUUUCUGUUGUUCUCAGGGAACCCUGGGCCUCAGUUUCUCCUCUUUUGUUGUGGUCCUUCAAUGGGCUAGGCCAUGCUAGGUGGUGAGAGGUCUGAAUAAAGGCUGAUGUGAGCCCA
Molecule: messenger RNA, 1911 nt
Organism: Psammomys obesus (fat sand rat)
Lineage: Eukaryota; Metazoa; Chordata; Mammalia; Rodentia; Muridae
Gene: Cln6
Product: CLN6 transmembrane ER protein
Exons: 7
Coding region: 98-1024 (308 amino acids)
Source: RefSeq, a predicted model, not a curated record